Stomoxys calcitrans (stable fly) is the source of this 6970-nucleotide messenger RNA. It is a transcript of the gene ImpE1, whose product is annotated as trichohyalin. Gene Ontology annotation, molecular function: protein binding. Bases 91 to 6594 code for a protein of 2167 amino acids. The transcript is spliced from 7 exons. Lineage: Eukaryota; Metazoa; Arthropoda; Insecta; Diptera; Muscidae. The record is from RefSeq and is a predicted model, not a curated record.
AGAAAGAAAGAUUAUUUAUUUGUUUCUGUGUGAGAGUGUGUUUUUUUCGUUUUGGGGUUUAAACAAAAGGUUUAACAACAUUUAAUCAACAUGGAGUCUAAUAUACACAACAAUAUGCGGCAAAGACAUCAUCUGCAUAUGCCGGCUACACGGCGAUUCUUAACGGUUAAAUUCUACUUAGCGUUAGUGUUAAUUAUCACAUUGCACCACACAACACAAGUGACAGCAUCAACACUUGGCUCCAAAUGUCAACAUGACAUGGAUUGUACAGACUUCAUCAAGGGAUCAUCGUGUUCGGCUCUGGGCUAUUGUGAAUGUGCCCCAUAUUAUGUUCAGUACAACACAACAUCGUGUUUGUCAUCACAACUCCUGGGUGGCGAUUGCAUACUGAACGAACAGUGCACCAUGAAGGUGUCCAACAGCAGUUGCCUGGAUGGAGCAUGCCGCUGUGUUGAGGGUUUCUUGCAAUUCCGCAAGCACACAUGUCUUGGACCCGCACCCCCUGGUUCCGUUUGCUACAGCCAUGCCCAUUGUCAGAUGUUCAGUACCAAGACCCAUUGCGAUUUUCUGAUACCCAACUUAUUUGGUCGUUGUCAAUGUACAGCUCCUGCAAAACUUAAGGCUGGCAAUUGCAUUGAACCCGAGCAGAUUCAAAUUCCUAUCCAAGAAAAUCAAAUGCAACAGCUGCCAAGCGAAACAACACCACAGGCCCAAAUUUCGACAACGUCGACCACAACCAGCACCACCACUAGCAGCACUACAACCACUACCACAGCCCCAGCACCUGUAAUAGUGACAGAGGCCCCUUUUAAUCAUCCCAAAGAUCAAGAUAAGCCUUUAAGCGAUCCCCAGAUACAAGAAAAUGUCAUAGUCCCCGCCGAAGAAGUUGAAGAAAAUAAUGUUUCAGUGGAAGAACAAGAUUUGGAAGAUUCUCUUAAACCCUCACAAUUUCAGGAGGAAGUCAAAAUAGAAGCGCCCACCACUCAACAAGCUCCCCUGACUCCUGCCCAUGUAGAAGCUGCUGUAGUUGAAGAACAUCAUGACGAGGAGGAUAUUACCCAAGAUACAGCCAUGGUUACAGAAGAUUAUCCCUAUAAGCCUGACUAUGAAUACAACGAUGAGCAUCUUGAACAUGCUGCGCAAGAAGAACACAAAGAUGAGGCACCUGCAGCUGGUGCUGAGCAACACAUAGAAGAUGCCUUACCAGAGGAGGAACAUACAGAAGAAUAUUCCGAUGUAGUGGAUAACACCAUGAAUUUUGAUUAUGAAGCUGCUCAACAAGAAAUGGAGGAACAACACAGGGAAGAGGAAAACCCAGCAGCGGUAGAGGAGGCACAUGAUGAAACAAAUGAGGGACAUAACCAAGAACAAAAUGCAGCUCAACCCCUGUUAAUGGAGGAUCACAUUUCUGCAGAGCACAUCGAACAAACCGCAAAUGAUGCCAUGGAAUUCAAUGAGCCCACCUCAAGCACUACCACCUUAACUCAACAAAUAGCCUUAGAGCAAGACAAUUCCCAUAAUGGCGACAUUCAUCUUCCACCACAGCAUCAACACGAUGAACUUGUUCCAGGCGCCUAUGAUGAUAUUGCAGAAAAUGAAAGUGAGAACAAUGAAAUUGAAGCAACAACUUUGCAGCAACAACAACAAGAGCCCCUAGCUCCGUAUGAGAUUGAUGAAGUUAUUACCACACAGCCAGAAGAUGAAAACGCUGCUGUGCUAGCAGUCAACGAAAAUACUGAAGAAUCAUUGCCACCACAAAAUCCCAUACAAGCAGUAGAGGAGGAAACACAAGAAAUUUCACACAACGCAACAGGAGAACUGGCUGCCAACAUUGACGACGAAAAACAGCCCCAACUUGCCGAUGCCGUUGAUGUUGACCAACACGUCGAGUAUGAAAAACUGGAAAACCAACAAACUGUUGAAGAUAAUAACACUGGGGGCCAAAUAGCGGACAGUAAUGGUGAUGCACUGCUUCAACUGCAAGUUGAGCAACUCAAUGAGGAGAAGGAGGAACAACAACAUCAGCAACAACAAAUUGCAGAGACCACAAACAAAAUACCAACACAUAAUGCAGAUCAAAGUGUUAAUGAAGAUCAACAUCAGCCAUCAGAAGUAUUGCAUCAAACCAAUGAAAAUAUUGCUGCCACCGAGGAAAAUAAUGAUCAUGAGGAACAUCAACAAGAGGAUACCACAUUUCACUAUGAUACCCUUCUACAAAAUGAGUAUGAACCCCAAAGUCCUGAUUAUCAUGAGGAAUAUGAAAUUGAAAAGGAACAUCAGAUAAUGGAGAAUCAAGAACACUCUGAGAAUGAAAUGAAUCAGCAUAAGGAAGAAGAAAUUCAAAAUGCUGAAGAGCAAGAAGAUGAUCAACAAAAAGCUGAAGAACAGGCAGAAGAUCAACAAAAAGCUGAAGAACAAGUAGAAGAUCAACAGAAGGCUCAAGAAGAAGAUCACCAACAAGUUGAAGAGGAACAUGAAGAUCAUCAGAAAGGUGAAGAACAAGAACAUCACCAGCAAGCUGAAGAUGAACAAGAACUGGAAGAUAAUCAGAAAGCUGAAGAAGAACAAGUUGUUCACCAGAAAUCUGACGAAGAACAAGAAGAUCACCAGAAAGCCGGAGAUGAACAGGAAGAUAACCAGAAAUCUGAAGAAGAUCAAGAACAUCAUCAAAACUUCGAGUACCAUGAAUCAACCGAAGAAGAAGACCAUCAUCAACAGAUUGAAGAAGACAAUGAACCUCAAGCAAGUGAACAUGAAGAACUAUCCGUAGCCCAUCAAGAUGAUGAAACUGAAAUCAAUCAUUCCUUGGAGGAUAACAAGACGACAUCAAACGAGGAAGACAGUCAGGAUCAGAUGGUACAUAAAGAAGAACAAAAUGCAGUAGAAAAUAAUGAAGAACAAAAACCUGCCGUUAAUGAAGAUCAGGAUUUGGAUGAGGCUGAACAUGUAGAAGAUCAUGUAUCUCAAGAUGAUCAACUUUUAGUAGAACCAAAGCCAAUAGUCACUGGAGAUCAUCAAGAACAUUCUGCAAUAAUGGAACAAGACUUGCAUAAACCUAUAGGUGAAGAGAUGCCACAACAUUUUGAUGGACCUCUAUCCGAAGUCAUGGAAGUACAGAAAGAAGUACCUUCAUCUGACAUUGUCAAUGAAAACCAUCAGAUUAGUAAUGAAGAAGAAAAUAAGAUGGAAUCUGCAACAGUUUUGAGUGAGCAGGAUAGUCCAGCUGAUCCCAGUUUCAGCAGCGAAAAUAAUAUCCAGAAAAAUGAAGAACCAGUUGAUGAAUUGUCAGAAAUAGUUCCUCAAAUUUCCUCAAGCCAGGAAGCAACAAUUAUCCACCAACUAGAGGACAAAUUGAAACCCACUGCAGAAUCUCAAGAAGUAACUGUUGUUGGUCAGCCAACACAAGAAAUGAGAGAAAAGGAACCUGAAGAAUUGAUACCCUUGGAAGAUCAUCAAGAAGCCAAUUCGAUGGAAAUGCAACAACCUGAUGAAAAAGUAGAACCCAUUCCUUCAACACAGAAUGAAGAGGAAGAACAACAUUCAAUGGAAACUGCUACAGAAGCUGCCAACGAAGAACAAGAAGAACAUUUUUCCCACAAUGAAAUUGAUGCCAACGAACAUGCAGAAGAAUCAACUGUAUCUCCUUUGGAACAAGAAACCGAUAAUAACAACCAUAUUGAAGAUCAGCAACAUUUGUUAGAGGAACAUGCUACUCAAGAUGAAUCGCUGGAAGACACCAUUGAUUUGGAUACCAUUUUUAAAGAUCUAGAGGAAUCUACUCCCUACUUAUUAGACUUGGAAGAACUGGAAACGGACAAUAACAAGGAACAAGACUCCCAUGAACAUCUGAAUGAAGUUAGUGAACCUGGAGUAAAUCCAUCCCAAUCCCAAGUAACACAGGAGGCCAUCUCAGAGGAUAAGGACGAAGUAAUGAAGGUUGAUGAAACCUUGAAGCAACAAGAAACUGACACCAAACUAACAACUACAGAAGAGAAGCAGGAAAAUAUUAAAGAACACAUCGAAAAUGAAGCACCACAAGAAAUGGAGUUGUUGGAAAAUGACAAAAUCGAACAAAAUGUAAACACAGAUGAAUUGAAAGCAGAUAUCGAAAAUCAUAUCGAGAACUCUGAAGAACACCAGGAAUCUCAAAGUUCUUCCAUAAACCCACAUCAUAAUGCUGAUGAAGUCUUGUUGCCCCUAGAAGAUUUUGAGGCCAUCACAGAAGCAUUUGCCAUACAACAAAAUGAAGAACAAGAUGGCCAAUUACCCGAAAUGGAAGCUACAGAGGACAAUGAAGUUUCACUUAAUGGAAGUCAAGACGAACAAUUCCAAAAACCUGAGAAUAUUCAAGGGCAGCAAGAAACGCAAGAUCAAGAAACUGGUGAAACCGUAGACCAACCUCAACUCUUGGAACAUGAAUUUGCUCACCAUGAAGCCACAAUUGUGCAUGAUGAAGAAAAUCAAAUUAACCAUUUGGAAAGCUCUGAAGAUCAAAAGCUCGUGGAACAUCAAAUGAAUAACAAUGAAGAACAUGCCAAUGUUGAUAUACAAGGCAAUGAGGUUCAUGAAAAGGUGGAUAAAAUAGAAGUUUUACAUCACACAGAUACAGAAAUAGGGGAAUUAGAAAAUGACAUGCCUUUGAAAAUGCAAGGAAAUCUGGAAGCCGACAAUGUACUUCACCAAACAGAACAAGAAAUGAAUGAAGGUGAAAAGAUAUCUGAUUAUAUACAACAAAAUGAAGAAGAGAUGAGCACUGAUCAACAAGGAGAGACCCAGCAACAAACUGAAGAGGAGUUAGUACAACAUGAAAAUGAGACUUCAGAUCCUCAGCUGCAACAUCAUGACGAUAUGACUCAUUUGGUUGAACAACCUGAAACCAUGAUCCUACCAGAAGCUCAAGAAACUUCCGAUCAUCAAAAUGAACUUGAACAGUUAUUGAACCGUAAUGAAGACUUUGAACAAAACGCUUCCAUUCAAGACAUUCUAAUGGAUCUAAUAAAAGAAGAAGUUACAGUACAACCUGAGGUUUCCGCAGAAGUUCAGAUUCAGGGUAGUCAAAAGCAGGAUGAAGUUCCUGAUUUAAUUGCCGAGGAUUCCAAUAUUUCAGAAGAGAAAAUUAUUUCACAAGCGGCACCUAUGGAAGAAGCCACUGAAGUUAUGAUAGAUCCUGAAGAUAAGUUAAUAACCUUCUACCCAGAUGUACAAGAAGUUGCAGAACAUCACAUGACAGCCAUGAAAAAGGAAACAGAAACUAGCCAAAUUCCUCCGAAACAGGAUGCUGAACCUGCCGCAAGUCAACACCUACAUCAAGAUGAACACAAUGAAGCUUCGGGUGAUGAUAAGGAAGAAGCCUCGGGGGAUAACGCCAUCUCCCAAAACAAAGCCCCUGAAACAUCUGAAAAAUUAGCCCCCUUAGAAAUACCUUUCGAUAUGUCCGGUGAUGAUGUCUACGUACCCCAUGAACUAGAAUCGGAUAGUCUAAUAGUAGAGACCACAACCAUAAGCAAUAACGAGCUAUUCAGCCCUGAAUCUGAACAUGAACAGGCUGAAGCCACUACCACUGCUGGCAUUGCAGAACUCACCACACAAACCAUGUUGAAUUUGGCUAGUCGUGUAACACUGAUGGAACCUGCUGCUCCGGUCGCCACUACUUUGAGGCCCCUGAUGUCCACCUUGGCAAGUGAAGAUGAGGUGACUCCCGAGCCACAACGUUUAGAUGCUUCAUCGGCAGAGAACUCUAUUAAUAGGAAACCAAGCGCAACAGAAAUCCGAAAACGCGUUGAAUUAAGUUUGGAAGCUGUUUCCUUGGGCUUGAGUUGCUCCACAGAUAAACAAUGUCAACUCGCCGAUCCCAAUACUGUAUGCAAUGCCCGAGGUCUUUGUGAUUGUGCUGUCAAUGCUUAUUCCGCUCCCGACGUUACUGCUAAACAGUGUGGUGCAGAAAGAACCGGUUGUAGUCCGGGCACAUUCCAGUGUCGUUCCAGUGGCGUUUGCAUAUCCUGGUUCUUUGUCUGCGAUGGACGUCCCGACUGCAAUGAUGGCUCCGACGAGGAAUGUACCUUCAAUGCCCGCCUCAAUCAAGCCUGCCCUCCGCAAGCCUUCCAAUGUGGGCACAGUGGACGCUGCAUCUCCAGAGCGGCCUUAUGUGAUGGACGCAAACAAUGUCCCCAUGGUGAAGACGAACAUGGUUGCAACGAUCUAAAGGCAGAUCAGGCAUGUCCUCCCAACACCUUCCGCUGCAAGAGUGGUGAAUGUUUGCCCGAAUAUGAGUACUGUAAUGCCAUCAUCUCUUGCCGGGAUGGCAGUGAUGAGCCACCACAUUUGUGCGGUUCCCGUUCAAUGCCCAACUUCUUUUUGCAACUUUUGACCGCAGGCGGUUUGAUGAACCAGAGUGUGGAUAGCACAGCCUAUUGUCCGCAUAGGUGUAGCAAUGGCCGGUGUCGAUCAACGGCCAUAGUGUGUUCAGGGCGAGAUGGUUGUGGAGAUGGUACCGAUGAACAGACAUGCUCGGUGUGCAGAUGUCCCGCUGUCGAUAAACCUGCCUUACAUGUCUCCGAAUUCUUGGCCCGCCAUCGUCCCCUUUAUUUGUGGUAAAUCUAAGUUUCCUGUGGGCCUUUACUUUCCAUGGCCUUUAACCACUUUCUCUAUGUUUUCCAAGAGAACAUAAUCUUGAAGGCAUCCAAACCGCCAAACCCUACACCAACACAAAAGUGUCCUAGCGUUUUAAGAUUUAUUUAUUCUAUUUUUUAUAAAAAUCUUCCUUAUUUUUUGUAAGACACUACACAUUUUUAUUUAUUUCUGCAAACAUAAAAAACGAAAUUGCCAAAAACGGAUAAAACAAAAACAAUUGUUACCUUGCUAGCAAAGGUUGGAAUUUGGGGCAUUUGAUGAAAGCAGCCCAAAUAGCUUAUGGCCCUUAAGCCUUAAAGCAGCUAAGCUUCAGAAAUUCAAAUCCUUUGAACUAGUGAUG